GUUAACGCCGACGGCAACAUCCUGUAGCUGACCAGAGGUGCGGCAGCGGAGCGCGGGGAGGGCCCUGCGCCCGCGCCCCGCCACUCACACGCAAGCACCGGCAGAACCGAUCGUAGCCACCGCGCAAGCAAGACGCGUACUUAAUUACCUGCCUAACUACUCAAAAAUACGACUGUAACGUUAAUCAAUAAUAUAAAGUUUAAAAGGUGCAUAAAAUCUUUAAUUUCUCAUUAUCAUUAUUAACAAAACUGGCGACCGUACUUUCGAAGAUCUGCAACGCAUUAUCCAGCCAUCGAGAACAUUCGAGAACGAUCUAAAAUUCCUGAGGCGACCGACGCGGAGCGUGCCCCGCGGAGCCCCCGGACCGGAGCCCGAGUUUGCUGAUCGCCGGCCGUGUUCCAUGGAAGUGCAAGGAGAGUUUCCUUAUUCCUAUUCCUCUUUAAUUUGUGUAUAAGUUGUGCGAAACUCUGAGAGUAAAAUUACCAUUUCUUUAUAACCAGACUUGCUCUAGGCGCCACGAGUUCCGUGUGACCUUCAACGGCAGAGGUCACCCGGCGGCCGGCAGGCUGUUGUUAGCCUACCGCUGCGCUCGCUUCGUGGCACUCGCCGGGUUUCUUCGAAGACUUGAUCGCAGGAGUUCUUCAAUAACCUACAAAGUGGUUUGAUGCACAUUUACCUACUUAGUCUAAUUGAUUGAACGUGCCCUUCGAUAAUGUUUUCCUCUAGUGAUAAGAAGUCCGAGCCUUCCUCUGGAAAUGAAGCGAAUUCAGGCGUAAAUAUUAAUAACUUACAACUUAAAGACUUGAAUACUUUAAGAGGUACAAAAAAGGGAGCAUUAACUAAAUUUCGUAAUUAUGUGAUGCCUUUAUCUACGUGUACCGUAGAAACAAUUACAAGUUUACAGAUCAAAGAAUUAACUAUUCGCUUAACAAAAAUAGAAAAUUUAUUCUUUGAAUUUGACAACAUUCAAACUAGGAUUGAACUUUUGUGUGAUGAUGAGCAACAAUAUCUUGAAAGGGAAUUAUUUGAAUCCCAAUAUUACAGCACAGUUUCCAUUGCUCAAGAAAUAAUUGAAAAUUAUUCGAAAUCUAACGAAAAUAAAAAUGAAAAUCACGGCUCCAACAAAUCAACUUGUUCCGCCGCUUGUAGUGGGCAAUUUAAUAAUGUAAAACUACCCACAAUUAAUUUACCCAAAUUCGAUGGCAAUUACCUUACGUGGUUAGAAUACAGGGAUACCUUUGACUCUUUAAUUAAUUCAAAUGAGUCUAUCUCAAACAUAAAUAAAUUUCACUACUUAAGGGCAUCUUUAGAAGGAAACGCGGCAGUUGUGAUUAAAUCUAUUGAGUUUACCUCUCAGAAUUACAAUGUAGCUUGGGAACUUUUGUGCGAACGGUUCGAUAACAAAAAAAUAUUAAUAAAUAAUCACCUAAAGGCAAUAUUUAAUUUCGAACCAAUUGCUCGUGAAUCGCAUAAGGCGCUUAGAUUUAUGAUUGAUCACAUCACAAAAAAUUUACGAUCUCUUCAAAGCCUCGAUUUACCUACAGAUAGCUGGGACAUCUUAAUAAUUUAUUUAAUGUCAACAAAAAUUGAUCCUGUGACUUUAAGAAAGUGGGAAGAGUCAAAGAACAGUCAUACAGACUUACCUACUUUAAAAGAAUUCCUGAUUUUUUUGCGCAAUCGAGCAGAUGUUCUUGAGACGAUGUUAGUUAGCAAAGGUGAACAGAAAACUUCGUUCACAUUUCAUAAAGAACAAAAAAGACAUGAACAUUAUCAUAAAGAUUCACAUCAACAAAAGAGCAAAAGUUUUGUAGCUUCUAGCAAUGAAAAACAUAGCCAGCCAUCAUGCCCGUGUUGUAAUGAUAAACAUCGAAUAGUUGAAUGUAACAAGUUUCAUAAUUUAUCUCCGGAAGGUAGGUCAAACGAAGUCGUAAAACAUAACCUUUGUUCGAACUGCUUACGGAGAGGUCACAAUGCUACUGAGUGUCGACUGAGUGGCACUUGUAGGAUCUGCAAACAAAAACAUAAUACUUUAUUACAUAGAUCGGAUAAUAAUAACGUUGGUAACACAGUCUUAAACUCCUUACCUGUGUCACUAUCAGCACAAACUCCAAGCCAAGUCCUAUUAGGUACAGCCUUAAUUAAAGUUGUCAAUCCUGAAACAAAAAAUACUUACGUUGCUCGUGCUUUACUCGAUGCGGGCAGCCAAUCUUCAUUCAUCACCUCGAACCUGAAACAUAAAAUGGGUUUAGUAGGUAAAAACAUAAAUACAAAUGUAACGGGCAUAAACAAUGCGCCAAUAUUUUUGUCAGAAAGCUGUGAAUUGAGUAUUGAAUCAUUAGUUAACCCGUUCAGUACUUACCUUAAAUGUUUAGUGAUGCCUCAAAUUACCGGUCACAUACCUAACGUUCCUGUAGACGUCACACAGCUUAACUUACCUGAACAUAUACAGCUGGCCGAUCCUAAUUUUUAUCAGCCAUGUGAAGUUGACCUUCUUUUAGGUGCAGAAGUGUUCUAUGAGCUCAUGUCACCUAAACAAAUCAAGUCGAGGCCUGGUAUGCCUAUCCUUCAAGAAUCCAAGUUAGGCUGGAUUGUGGUAGGACCCCUCACUCUUAAUAAUUGUAACCUGAAACAUAAUGGUACUCAAAACAAGAUUCAUUGUAACUUUACAAAAGAAAUUCAUGAAAACUUAACGAAGUUUUGGGCUCUUGAAGAAGUUCAGUCCAUAAAACAGCCUUUAUGUGCUAAUGAUGAGUUCUGUGAACAACAUUUCACGAACACUACUGUAAUGUUCCAUCGAUGCCGAAACAUUAACUAUUUCGCAAAUAAUGAAUUUAAACUACGACUGGAUGUUCCGAGGGAUUUGUUGCGCUUUGGAAGGGUUUUCCCGUGGGAUUUUUGGAAAAGUUGUCUAUUAAAUCAUUCAGGGUGUCGGCUAACUUCGUGCCAAGCUUCGUUGUACCGAUUUCGGAUCACAGAAUAAUCAAGAUAAUUAUUCUGAGUGAAGGUGAGCCUUAAUAUUGAUAUCGGCGAGUUGAGGGUAGAGGAUAAUAUCCACGUAAGCGAGCAGCGCGUGGGCACUUUUCACUUUUGUGUGAGCAGCCGUGGUGAGCAGACAGUCAGAUGGAGGGAGUGAUCGGUGCCGUGGGAGCUUGAGGACCAGGCGCGUGGAGCCGAGGCGGAACACCGUGUGCGAAGCUAAGUCACCUUUCUAUUUACUUUUUGUCUCUCGUAUAUGAU
Molecule: messenger RNA, 3237 nt
Organism: Plutella xylostella (diamondback moth)
Lineage: Eukaryota; Metazoa; Arthropoda; Insecta; Lepidoptera; Plutellidae
Source: RefSeq, a predicted model, not a curated record